CCCUCCCGCCUCCCGACCCGGUCAAAGGGGAAAGGUCAGGGAGGCGGAAGCGCUCUCACAGCUCCCUCGGCCUCCUCGGUUCUGGCCGGGCCGAUGAGCGUGUCCCUGGUGGUGAUCCGGCUGGAGCUGGCCGAGCACUCCCCGCUCCCCGCCGCCUUCUCCUACAGCGCGGCCGCUCCGGAGAUGGCUGCGGAAAGCACCGGGGCGGCCCCGACUUCCGUGCCCUCCUGUUUAGAGGGGAAAGGCCCCGGUGAGAGGGCGGCCAUCCUCCACCAACACCUCGGCCGCAGGGAGAUGACCGAUGUGAUCAUUGAGACCAUCCAGCCACGGACAGAUGAACCAAAGGCUGCCGUGGAAGGAAGAAAAUCCUCAGAAGCCACAUCUGCUGAGGACAAAACUAAACAUGAGGAUCAAAGCCAAGAGCAUGAAGCUGCUCCAGAUUCUCCUUCCAAACAGCUCCCUGACCAGAUCUCCUUCUUCAGUGGGAAUCCCUCAGUGGAAAUCGUUCAUGGCAUCAUGCACCUCUACAAAACCAACAAGAUGACCUCUCUGAAAGAAGACGUGCGGCGCAGUGCCAUGCUCUGCAUCCUCACUGUCCCUGCCACCAUGACCAGCCACGACCUGAUGAAGUUUGUGGCUUCCUUCUGUGAAGUUAUUGAGCACAUGAAGAUCAUCAGAGACUCCACUCCCAACCAGUACAUGGUGCUCAUCAAGUUCAGCUCCCAGGCUGAUGCUGACAGCUUCUACAUGGCCUGCAAUGGCCGCCAGUUCAACUCCAUUGAGGAGGAUGUUUGCCAACUGGUCUAUGUGGAAAGGGCUGAAGUCUUCAAAUCAGAAGAUGGUGCCAGCCUGCCCGUGAUGGAUCUGACAGAGCUCCCCAAGUGCACUGUGUGCCUGGAGAGGAUGGAUGAGUCUGUGAACGGGAUCCUCACCACCCUCUGCAACCACAGCUUCCACAGCCAGUGUCUGCAGCGCUGGGAGGACACCACGUGUCCUGUCUGCAGAUACUGCCAAACGCCUGAGCCCGUGGAAGAGAACAAGUGUUUUGAGUGUGGAGUUCAAGAAAACCUUUGGAUCUGCCUGAUCUGUGGGCACAUCGGCUGCGGGCGCUACGUCAGCCGCCACGCUUACAAACACUUUGAGGAGACCCAGCACACCUAUGCCAUGCAGCUGACCAACCACAGGGUCUGGGACUAUGCUGGAGAUAACUACGUCCAUCGUCUGGUUGCAAGUAAAACUGAUGGGAAGAUAGUUCAGUAUGAGUGCGAGGGAGAUAUGUGUCAGGAAGAGAAAAUUGAUGCCUUACAAUUAGAGUAUUCCUAUUUGCUAACGAGCCAGCUGGAAUCACAGAGAAUCUAUUGGGAGAACAAGAUAGUCCGGAUAGAAAAGGAUACAGCUGAAGAGAUUAACAACAUGAAGACCAAAUUUAAAGAGACCAUUGAGAAGUGUGACAGCCUGGAGCAGAGGCUGAAUGACUUGCUCAAAGAAAAGCAGUCUGUGGAAAGGAAGUGUUCUCAGCUGAAUAACAAAGUGGCCAAACUGUCCAACGAGCUGAAGGAGGAGCAAGAACUGAACAAGUGCUUGCGAGCCAAUCAAGCCUUGCUGCAAAACAAACUGAAGGAGGAGGAGAGAGUGUUAAAGGAAACCUGUGAGCAGAAGGACCUGCAGAUCUCUGAGAUCCAGGAGCAGCUGAGGGAUGUCAUGUUCUACUUAGAGACACAACAGAAAAUCAAUCACCUCCCAGCUGAGACCCGACAGGAGAUUCAGGAGGGACAGAUCAACAUUGCAGUGGCAUCAUCUGCCAGCUCCUCCACAGGGACCACGGGGAAACCUUCAUCCAGGAGAGGCCGUGGCAAGAGGGGCAAGUGAAAAGCAGGAUGCCCUGCUCCCCCCCCCUUGAAGCUGGUGCCUGGUGGCAGGCCAGGCUCACCUCUUGGGACUUUGGCUGGGAACACCCAGUUUACUAAAGCUCAGCUAGAAAUUUUCUCUUCAGAGCUGCUCAUAAAACUGGCUGCCAGUCACUUGGAAGUCUCUGUGGUAUUUAAAAGCAUUUCACUGCACUAUUUAGCUAUUUUUAGGCAGAUCUUAAUGCCUGUUUUGCCUUCCUACCUUUCCAAAGCCCCUCCUGUCAUACAUUUGACUUUCUUCUUGGAGAGUGUCCUGUUUUGGGGUGGGGGGGUGUGAAUGUGUCAAACGUGGCAUUCCUGGAGGGGAGGCUGCAGAGCAGGUGUGGUCCAGUGCCUGAGGCUCCUCCAGUUCUGGAUUAAAAAGUAUUCUCCAGUAAGAAAGGGUUUUAUUUAAUAAACAGUGUAAA
Molecule: messenger RNA, 2314 nt
Organism: Calypte anna (Anna's hummingbird)
Lineage: Eukaryota; Metazoa; Chordata; Aves; Apodiformes; Trochilidae
Gene: BRAP
Product: BRCA1 associated protein
Exons: 12
Coding region: 94-1869 (591 amino acids)
Biological process (GO): protein ubiquitination; Ras protein signal transduction
Cellular component (GO): cytoplasm
Molecular function (GO): zinc ion binding; ubiquitin protein ligase activity; nucleic acid binding
Source: RefSeq, a predicted model, not a curated record